AUGGAGGGAGCAGAGCUCUGUUUUCCACAACUUCUCAACAGCUCAUGUAGGAAGCCGAUGCUUCACUGGUCUGAAGCUGUGCUCCUGAACACUGCGCUUUCCUUCAUCUCUCUGAUCACUGUUAUUCUCAACCUGCUCGUCAUCAUUUCAGUCUCACAUUUCAGGCAGCUUCAGAAACCCACUAACAUCCUCCUCCUAUCUCUGGCUGUCUCAGAUUUUCUUGUUGGCUUCUUGUUAAUACCACUUGAAAUUUUUAGAAGCACAGCAUGUUGGUUAUUAGGAGAUAGUUUAUGUACCUUUUGUUCUUAUAUUGCCUGUGUUGUUCUCAGUGCUUCAAUUGGAAAUGUUGUUCUUAUUUCAAUUGACCGGUAUGUGGCAAUUUGUAAACCUCUGCAUUAUCCCAUCAGAAUCACUGUGGCAAGAGUAAAAUUUUGUGUUUGUCUGUGUUGGCUACUGUCUGUUGUCUACAUAAUUUUAUUUUUGAGAAAUGAGUUUAUUCAAUCAGGCAAAAGUAAUUCCUGCAUUGGUGAAUGUGAACUUUCAAUUACCUUUACUACAGGAACUGUUGAUCUGUUUAUAAGCUUCUUAUUUCCAGUUGCAAUUAUCAUUGUUCUUUAUAUGAGAGUAUUUAUGGUGGCUGUGGCUCAGGCUCGUGCCAUGAACGCUUCUGUUACAGCUGUCACACUUCAGCAUUCAGUGAACCUAAAACCUAAAAAGUCUGAGUUGAAAGCAGCCAGGACGCUUGGUGUUCUUGUCAUUGUAUUUCUAAUAUGUUGGUGUCCAUAUUACAGUUAUUCUGUCAUCAGUGGCGAUUUACCCAGUACAUCGUAUGCAUCCUUUUUAUUCUUUCUUUUUUACUUCAACUCUUGUCUUAACCCUGUGAUCUAUGCUCUGUUUUACCCCUGGUUCAGAAAAGCUGUUAAACUCAUUGCCACCUUACAGAUACUGCACCCUGCAGGCCAACAUUUUGUAGAGAUACAGCGGACAAACUGA
Messenger RNA from Nematolebias whitei (Rio pearlfish), 993 nucleotides. Its product is annotated as trace amine-associated receptor 13c-like. Gene Ontology annotation, cellular component: membrane. Gene Ontology annotation, biological process: G protein-coupled receptor signaling pathway. The transcript has 2 exons. The record is from RefSeq and is a predicted model, not a curated record. Gene Ontology annotation, molecular function: trace-amine receptor activity. Lineage: Eukaryota; Metazoa; Chordata; Actinopteri; Cyprinodontiformes; Rivulidae. The coding region runs from base 1 to 993 and encodes 330 amino acids.